This is a messenger RNA of Cavia porcellus (domestic guinea pig), 1322 nucleotides long. RefSeq names its product carbonic anhydrase 11 (gene Ca11). The coding region runs from base 250 to 1221 and encodes 323 amino acids. NCBI's taxonomy places the organism in Eukaryota, Metazoa, Chordata, Mammalia, Rodentia, Caviidae. Gene Ontology annotation, molecular function: zinc ion binding; carbonate dehydratase activity. Gene Ontology annotation, cellular component: basolateral plasma membrane. The record is from RefSeq and is a predicted model, not a curated record. The transcript is spliced from 9 exons.
CGCGGAGUUAGGCGGCUCAGCUCCAUGCCGAGCCGGGGAGGGUGUGGGUUUGCAGCUAGGAGCCGGGGCAGGUGGACAGGGGAGGACAGGAGGUGGAGGGAGUGCAGGGCUGGGCGCGGAGGGCCAGAGAGGAAUCCCGGGGACUCGGACCCCAGUGGGAAAGAGGGAGAUUGAAGGUCCUGGGGGGAUCAGAGUCCCGGGAGCUGAGGGCACAGGGCACGGCAAGGGGUCACUGCAAGCCUUCCCGGGAUGCGGGGCACCCCUCGAGCGCUGGUCCUCUGGGCCGCACUGGGGGCGGCAGCGCACAUCGGACCCGCACCUGACCCCGAGGACUGGUGGAGCUACAAGGAUAAUCUCCAGGGAAACUUCGUGCCAGGGCCUCCGUUCUGGGGCCUGGUGAACGCAGCCUGGAGUCUGUGUGCUGUGGGGAAACGGCAGAGCCCCGUGGAUGUGGACCUGAAGAGGGUCCUUUAUGACCCCUUCCUGCCCCCGCUAAGACUCAGCACAGGAGGAGAGAAGCUCCGGGGAACACUGUACAACACCGGCCGCCACGUUUCCUUCCUGCCUGCAUCUCGGCCAGUGGUCAAUGUGUCUGGGGGUCCUCUCCUUUACAGCCACCGACUCAGUGAAUUGCGGCUGCUGUUUGGAGCUCGAGAUGGAGCGGGCUCUGAACACCAGAUCAAUCAUCAGGGCUUCUCUGCUGAGGUGCAGCUCAUUCACUUCAACCAGGAACUCUACGGAAAUCUUAGCACAGCCUCCCGUGGGCCCAAUGGCCUCGCCAUUCUCAGCCUUUUUGUCAAUGUGGCUGGUAGCUCAAACCCAUUCCUCAGUCGCCUUCUCAACCGAGAUACCAUCACCCGCAUCUCCUACAAGAAUGAUGCUUACUUUCUACAAGACCUGAGCCUGGAGCUUUUGUUCCCCGAAUCUUUUGGCUUCAUCACCUAUCAGGGCUCUCUCAGUACCCCACCAUGCUCGGAGACUGUCACCUGGAUCCUCAUCGACCGGCCCCUCAACAUCACCUCCCUCCAGAUGCACUCCCUGAGACUCCUGAGCCAGAAUCCUCCGUCCCAGAUCUUCCAGAGCCUCAGCGGGAAUGGCCGGCCCCUGCAGCCUUUGGCCCACAGGGCAUUGAGGGGCAACAGGGACCCCCGGCAUCCCGAAAGACGCUGCCGAGGCCCCAACUACCGCCUGCAUGUGGAUGGUACCCCUCAGGGUCGCUGAGAUUUCCCACCGACGACUGCGCCGCCUUUCCCGGACCUGUCUGCAAGGGGAGGGGAGUCACCCCAAAAACAAAGCUAUUAAAAAGACAAUACUUGCUCUUU